CUUCAGAAUUAUGUCAUUUGAUUUAUCUCAGAUUUUGUUUAUGCAAGUGCUAAUAUGUUCCUUGAACUUGCUGCAUAUCAUACUGAUAAAGGCUGAAGACCAACAGAAAUAUACUUGAGCCUAGACUUGGAUCUAUCUCUUUUUUUUAACGCAAUGUGUCCAAAAUUUCUGUUUGAGAUUACUUUAUUUAUAAAGAAAAUGCAAUAAUUUCAUGAUUUCUUCACAGUUUCAGUCGUUUCAGUGUGGUUUAUUAUAAGAUUCUCAUCUAGUACACUUAUAUUCUAAGGAUAAAUGGCAACACUGUGCGCACCCCAUUUCCAUUACAGAAAGCGUCAAUUGUCAAUUUUGUUAUGAUCAUAAUUCGUUAUUGGCUGUGUGGUUAUUGGGUAUGAUUACAAGGCAAAAGAGAAGUGAUUUACUAUUUUUUAGAUAGUUUUUAGAUGUUUUAAGAAAUGUGUGACUCAUCAAAUAAUACCGAUAAUGUUUUGAGCAAUUUUCCACUUUGUCUAAGGAAAAACAUAGAAGAAUUAUGUUUACGAAGCACAAUAGGUUUCCUUCCCAUAAAUCUAGAAGAUAUCGUACUUAAUACGAAUAAUCACAGCGUAGAUAAAGAUAUUCUAAGCAAUUUUCAUUUUUUAUUGAAAGUUCCUUAUGCUGGAAAAAGACUCAAAUGGGAGGUUAUUUUUGAUCCGGAGAAUUUUAAUUUUGCUCCCGAUUUUGACUUUAAUGAUGAAGAAUUUUUGAGUUACCCUGACGUAGAUAGAGUAUCAGAAAAUGUACCGAGUUGGAAAAAUUGGAAUAUAAAAAAUCCCAAAUCUCUAGCACAAGUGUUGAAUGAGUUUCUGAUUCUGUACAAAAAUUACCAGAUUGAAAAAUUAAACUUAGAAAACAUGUAUUCACGAUAUUCCAAUGAAUAUAAAACACUAAUUAAUGGAAAAGAUGGCAUAGAGGCUGACAAUAUUCAAGUUAACAUUGAAGGAAACAUUAUUACUUUUCUAAUAGUACUAAAAGUAGAUUGUUCUUCUUUGCCACAGUACAUACAACCAAUGCAUUACAAAGGAAGUAAUCUUUCUGAACAUAUAUUAUACAACCAAGGCAAUGACUUCUGUCACUUAAAAAUCUCUGUAUCAAAGUUAGAAAAUGCCCAAUCCAACUAUUCCUUAAAUCUAUCACCAAGACUGGAACAAAUUUUAGGAAAUUUUAAAGUUCCAGCUAAUGAUUUUAAAAAAGACACUUCACUGACAGAUAUAGUGUUUACCGUUAAGAGGAGCCUUGAAAAUAGACUUCAACAAAUCGCCAAUCACUAUAGAACGAAGAAGAGUUAUGUACUGAACAUAACAAGUUCAUGUUUUAGGAACAUUAUUGAAUAUGAUGUACUCACUUUCAGUAAAGUUGUUUUUAUGUAUGCUAUAGACGACUACAACUGUUUGGUUACUGUUAACAUAGGUACAAAGUUUCCUAUAGAAAAACCUUUAGUUAUAUUAACUUCGGUGUAUUGUCCAGAAACAAAAUCUUGUAACCAGGUUGUCGACAAAUAUCCAUACAAUCCAGGACUUAAACCAGAGGACAACAUUAAACAAUUAUUGGAAUAUUUACAUGAUGUUGUGCAGGAAUUCAAAGCACAUACUCAUUAGAUAAGAGUUAUUUUGUUAUUCAUUUUCUAUUCAGUUGAGAAUUAAAAUAAGUGUGUUU
Molecule: messenger RNA, 1692 nt
Organism: Psylliodes chrysocephalus
Lineage: Eukaryota; Metazoa; Arthropoda; Insecta; Coleoptera; Chrysomelidae
Source: the annotation of a GenBank genome assembly